Carya illinoinensis is the source of this 1132-nucleotide messenger RNA. RefSeq names its product GTP-binding protein SAR1A. NCBI's taxonomy places the organism in Eukaryota, Viridiplantae, Streptophyta, Magnoliopsida, Fagales, Juglandaceae. The transcript has 4 exons. Gene Ontology annotation, cellular component: COPII vesicle coat; endoplasmic reticulum exit site. The coding region runs from base 181 to 846 and encodes 221 amino acids. Gene Ontology annotation, molecular function: GTP binding; GTPase activity. The record is from RefSeq and is a predicted model, not a curated record. Gene Ontology annotation, biological process: vesicle organization; membrane organization; endoplasmic reticulum to Golgi vesicle-mediated transport.
UUACAUUUUCUUUCCUCAAAUCUUGUUUCUUCAGGGAAUCCAUUGGGGGGGUUUCGUAGACCUCGUGUCGGACGAUCUGGUUCUAUUUCGCACUGUCACACUUUGAAUCGUCUUCGACCCCGGGCUCGAUCCGAGAAAUCAAAAUCCGAAUAGAGAAGAGAGGGAUAGAGCAGCGGCAGCAUGUUUCUGCUGGACUGGUUCUACGGAGUCCUGGCGUCGCUCGGUCUCUGGCAAAAGGAGGCGAAGAUCUUGUUCCUAGGCCUCGAUAAUGCCGGAAAGACCACCUUGCUCCAUAUGUUGAAAGACGAGCAAUCCCAACCAGAGCACUUGUGUUAUUUCGCAUAUUGCAAACCUGGAGUGCAGGAGCAGGUGAAACGGGCCACAUCCUCAUUGAGAUUGGUACAGCACCAGCCAACACAGUAUCCUACAUCGGAGGAGUUGAGUAUUGGGAAAAUCAAGUUCAAGGCAUUUGAUUUGGGAGGACAUCAGAUUGCUCGCAGAGUCUGGAAGGAUUACUAUGCCAAAGUUGAUGCUGUGGUGUACCUGGUGGAUGCCUAUGACAAGGAGAGAUUUGCGGAAUCGAAAAAGGAACUGGAUGCACUCCUUUCUGAUGAGGCCCUCGCUGACGUCCCUUUCCUUAUUUUGGGAAACAAGAUUGAUAUACCUUAUGCUGCCUCGGAAGAUGAAUUGCGAUACCAUCUUGGUCUGACCAACUUCACCACUGGCAAAGGGAAGGUAAACCUGGCAGACUCUAAUGUCCGUCCAUUAGAGGUUUUUAUGUGCAGCAUCGUACGAAAAAUGGGUUAUGGUGAUGGUUUCAAGUGGCUCUCUCAAUACAUCAAAUAGGAUAGUGGUCAGCAAGAUACUUGUGGCCCCUGCACCUGGAAGUCCCACCAAAGCACACCCCAGGCUACCCAUAAAAAUGUAUCAAAUUCCCCGUUUGUUUUAGCCUCUAAGUGGCUUUAAAUUAGAUGUAUUUUGUUUGGAAGUGCGUGGAAGGAGGUUUUAUUGUCACUGCCCUGUAAGUUUACUUGUAACAGCAAAUCUUUCAUGGCUUUGUAAUUUGUCAUUAAACCUCUUCAUUUACUAUAUAUUUUGAUAGUCAUAAAAUGGAAAACUGUAUUUGUUAUUA